Molecule: messenger RNA, 503 nt
Organism: Ornithorhynchus anatinus (platypus)
Lineage: Eukaryota; Metazoa; Chordata; Mammalia; Monotremata; Ornithorhynchidae
Gene: TIMM10
Product: translocase of inner mitochondrial membrane 10
Exons: 3
Coding region: 131-403 (90 amino acids)
Biological process (GO): protein insertion into mitochondrial inner membrane
Cellular component (GO): mitochondrial inner membrane
Source: RefSeq, a predicted model, not a curated record
CCCUGGACUGAGCGCUUGGAAUGGACGGUUGGGCCACAGAGAGAGAGAGAGCAGCCCUGCCCCACCUCGGCUCACGGACUGAUCGAGGUCCAGAAGAAAGUGAGCCCCGGCUGUGGGACCGGGCGCUGCGAUGGAUCCGCUCAGAGCCCAGCAGCUGGCGGCAGAACUGGAGGUGGAGAUGAUGGCAGACAUGUACAACAGGAUGACCAACGCCUGCCAUCGGAAGUGCGUGCCCCCUCACUACAAGGAAGCCGAGCUCUCUAAGGGUGAAUCCGUGUGUCUGGAUCGCUGCGUCUCCAAAUACCUGGACAUACACGAGCGGAUGGGCAAGAAAUUGACAGAGCUGUCGGUGCAGGACGAGGAGCUGAUGAAGAGGAUGCAGCAGGGCACGGGGCCGGUGUGAGACCCCCUCCUCCGCCCCAGAGACGGUGGCGUGCCCCAGGACUCUAUCCCCUCCCCUCGUGUGUGAAAAUAAAAUAUCGUUGAUUGUGUAUUACCCCUAA